AUGGCAUUUAUUACAAGUCAUCCAUCAACAGUGUCAAUACUUUAUAGGGGUCAUCAUUUAUGUACUGGAAAUAUUAUAAAUGAAUAUGACAUUUUAACAACUGCCAGUUGUGUUACAUCUCAGAUUGGUGUUGUUUAUGGUAAUCUUCAAAUUUAUUCUGGCACAAGUCGAUUAAAUUUUGAAGAAAUGGACGAUCUUUUAAAGGAUGUUCAUCUGUUGAAAAAUCAAUUGAUACUCAGUGCAAGUCGUCAGGUAUUAUCAAUGAGAGAUUUAAAUAAUAUUCAUAAUGAAAGAAGAGGCACCGUUAUUGGCUGGGGCAAACUACCAGAUUAUAAUUUUAAACAUCUUAAAACAAUAGCUAUUAAAUUUAUAAAGCAGCGAUUUUGUUCAAACAAAAUAAAACAUAAUUUGCAUAACUCACAAGAAUGCUUUCAUCCAUUGACUGAAACAUCUACAGUUACACAGGGUGACGGAGGCAGUCGUGUUACUAUAUUUGGCUAUAAUAAAUUAUUUGGAAUUGUUUCUUUGACGUCAACUGUCGUUACUUAUCAAAUAUCUAUUUUUACUAUUUCAAAUGGCAAAAAGUCAAGUAAAAUUACUGGAGGAAAUAGUGUAUCAAUAACUAAUUUUCCUCAUCAAGUAUCAAUACGUUUUAUGAAAUAUCAUGUUUGUGCUGGUAGUAUAGUUUCAGAUAAACAUAUUUUAACAACAGCAUCUUGUAUAUCAGCUGAAAAUCCACGUAUUAUAUAUGCCAAUCUUGAAAUACUAAGUGGCACUGAAGAUAGAAUCGAUGAAAAUGGUGCAAUUCAUCAAGUUAAAUUAAUUAUAUUUCAUGAAGAUUACAAAGGAAUUGAACAUUAUUGGCAAAAUGAUUUAGCAAUUUUAAUAUUGACAACGCAAAUUGUAUUUACAAGUAAACAAAGACCAGGAUGUUUGCCAAUAAAUAAUUUAAAAAGUAAAGAUUUAUGGCUUUCUGGAUGGGGUGGAAUACCAACAUUGGCUGAUCCAUUAUCACGUUAUCUUCAGGGACUUAGAGUACGUGAUUUAUCUCGUGAAAGAUGUCAUCAAUAUUAUGAACCUUUUAUACCAAUUGGACUUCAUGAGGGACAAUCAUGUGCAGCCCCAGAAACAUUUGGUGCACUAAUAACCCCGGGUGAUGGAGGAAGUCCUUUAACUGCAUUUGAAAGAGUCAUUGGAAUGGUGUCUAUAAAUAUACCGACAUUGGAAAAUCCAGUAAUGUAUACUCGAGUUUUUUUAUAUCGUCAUUUUAUCAACUAUAUAAUUGUUAAUUAUUAA
Aphidius gifuensis is the source of this 1296-nucleotide messenger RNA. RefSeq names its product trypsin-4-like. Gene Ontology annotation, biological process: proteolysis. Gene Ontology annotation, molecular function: serine-type endopeptidase activity. Lineage: Eukaryota; Metazoa; Arthropoda; Insecta; Hymenoptera; Braconidae. Bases 1 to 1296 code for a protein of 431 amino acids. The record is from RefSeq and is a predicted model, not a curated record. The transcript has 6 exons.